AUGAGGGAAAUGGAUGGUAAAUACGUCGGAAAUCGCCCCAUAAAAUUAAGGAAAUCCAACUGGAAGGAUCGGAAUUUCGAUGUCGUUAAGAAGAAGCAAAAGCAAAAAGCUAAACUAGGACUGUGGGGAUGA
Molecule: messenger RNA, 132 nt
Organism: Ostertagia ostertagi
Lineage: Eukaryota; Metazoa; Nematoda; Chromadorea; Rhabditida; Trichostrongylidae
Source: the annotation of a GenBank genome assembly